CGGUAGACCGAGCGUGACAUCACAGGCAGGAAACUACAGCGAGUAUGGUAUGACGCGCCUCCUUUUAUGAAACAUACACAUCGGAGGAUUGCUGUAAUUUAACAAUUUGAAACAUUACAAGUGGGAGUGCUGUACACAUCAUUACUGACAGCCACCGCGAAGAGGCCUGUCUGCACUAGAUGCAGAUCCAUCUGCUGUUAACCAGCGUCACCCAAGACUGAUGUACAUUCGUUGCUAUGACUCGUUAUGAACCACCAUCUAUAACUGGGGUCCAAUAACUGUCAAUUGAACCAUGAGCGGGGCAGCUUUAGGAAUCGAAAUUGUGGUUGUUUUUUUCUUGGCGUUGUUCCUGCUUCACCGAUAUGGGGAUUUUAAGAAGCAGCAUAAGAUGGUGCUCUUUGGCACGCUGUUAGCCUGGUACCUCUGCUUCCUCAUCGUCUUCAUUCUCCCUCUGGAUGUCAGCACGACUAUUUACAAGCAGUGCAAGAUUGAUAAUGAAGAACAUUCUACCAAUUCUGCAGUAACAGUUCAUUCCAAUCAGUCCACAAGAAAUGACAGCAUCACUCCAGCAGGGUUACGCAAAGAGUGCUACAAACCAUGGAGCUACAUUCCAGAUGGUAUCAUGCCCAUAUUCUGGCGUGUGGUCUACUGGACAUCCCAGUGCCUGACCUGGCUCUUGUUACCUUUCAUGCAGUCCUAUGCAAGAUCAGGAGGGUUUUCCAUCACAGGGAAAAUCAAAACUGCCCUGAUUGAGAAUGCAAUCUAUUAUGGGACAUAUCUGCUGAUUUUCGGAUCUCUGUUAAUCUAUGUUGCUGUACACCCAAAUUUGAUUGGGCACCUUGAUUGGUACCAGUUGCAAACCAUUGGGAUCACAGCAGCCAACACCUGGGGUCUGUUCCUCCUGGUGCUGCUGCUGGGCUAUGGGCUGGUGGAAAUCCCACGCUCCUACUGGAAUGCAUCGAGGCGAGGACACUUGCUGAUGAAAACUUACUUCAAGGCAGCUAAACUGAUGACAGAAAAAGCUGAUGCAGAGGAAAGCUUGGAGGAUGCAAUGGAGGAGGUUCGUAAAGUCAGUGAAUGCAUAAAGUACAACCACCCCCUGAGAAAAAACAUUGACACUAUUCUUAAAAAGUGCCCGACCGAGUACCAGGAGAAAAUGGGACGGAACAUGGAUGAUUAUGAAGAUUUUGAUGAGAAACAAAACGUGUAUCCAAGUGAGAAAAGUUUGGUUAAGCUGCAUAAACAGGUGAUUUACGCAGUGCAGAGGCAUAACCGUACCCGGGUCCAGUGGCAGAUUCUUCUGGAGACAGCCUUCCACUUGGAGGAUGUGGCGAAGAAUGAGACCAGCGGCACACACCAGUUUGUCAGGAGCUGCACUCCCCAGGAACCAGAGGGCUUUAUCUCCCGGUAUCUCUACACACCGACAGUAGAGUGGUACUGGGAGUGCCUCUUGCGGCAGUGGUGUUACCGGAUCCUGGCCGUGAUGCUCACGCUAUUUUCUGUUGCGGUGGUUUGGUCUGAGUGUACUUUCUUCAGCACCCAGCCUGUCCUCUCACUCUUCGCAGUCUUCAUUCAGCUGGCUGAGAAGACCUACAACUACCUGUAUAUCGAGAUGGCUUGUUUUCUCACCAUCUUCUUCCUGUGCACCUGCGUUUACUCCACUGUAUUCAGGAUCCGAGUCUUUAACUACUACUACCUGGCUUCACAUCACCAGACAGAUGCCUACAGCCUGCAGUUCAGUGGAAUGUUAUUCUGCCGUUUGACUCCUCCACUGUGUCUGAAUUUCCUGGGACUGAUCCACAUGGAUUCUGCCAUCUCCCACCAGAAUAGAGAGCAGACUGCCUACACCUCUAUCAUGGGUUCAAUGCGUGUGCUCUCCUUUAUUGCCGAUGGGUUUUACAUCUACUAUCCCAUGCUGAUCGUUCUUCUCUGUAUAGCCACAUACUUCAGUCUAGGAACUCGCUGUUUGAACUUACUGGGGUUCCAGCAAUUCGUGGGGGACAAUGACAUGACUUCAGACCUCAUAGAUGAGGGCAAGGAGCUUAUUCGGAGAGAGAAAAGAAAGCGGCAAAGAGUAGAAGAUGGAGAAAAUAGAAGAAGGGAAUGGAAGGAGCGCUAUGGAAAUCAGCGAGAGGACUAUACUCGCAACAGGAAUGUACAAUCGUCUGAAAUGAAAGAGACCAACUACUCCGACACCAACAACAGCAACAGGCAAGCAAUGAAGUACACACGGUCGAAUAACCGUCCUGAGAGGGACCGGAUUGAGCUGCUACAGGAGGCCGAGCCCAUGGAUUUUAAUGCUGAGACAUUCGCUGAUGACCCCCUUGAUGCUGAAGCUGGAAGGCAUCCAGCAGUGGGAAGAUAUUUGUCAAUGUCUCGAAGCCGGAUCUUUGACGACGUCUGAUUUGGUUAACUUCAGCUGAAGCCGAUCACAGUGAACACCCACUCAUGGGUUUCUUUACAAUUCUCUCUCUUCUGGGGUCUUCCAGGGGGCCGUGCAGAACUGCGGGCUGAAAGGAGGUGUUCAGGUUUCUGUGAAUGUGUUGUAUUAACAAUUUACCUCUGAUGUUCAAUUAAAAUAUUAUUAUUAUUAUUUCUUAGCGGACGCCCUUAUCCAGGGCGACUUACAAUUGUUACAAGAUAUCACAUUCUUUUUUUACAUACAAUUACAUUAUUUGAUUUUUUUUUUUUUUACAUUAUGUAUUUUGUAAUUAUGUAACUACAUUUUUUUUCUUCCGUGAAAUGUUACGUGUAUUCACAUGUAGCGCCCAUGCCCAGUUGAGGGAGGAAAAAAGAAUCUGACAGGCUGUGUGGUCCAGUGGUUAAAGAAAAGGGCUUGUAACCAGAAGGUCCCCGGUUCAAAUCCCGGCUCAGCCACUGACUCAUUGUGUGACCCUGAGCAAGUCACUUAACCUCCUUGUGCUCCGUCUUUCGGGUGAGACGUAAUUGUAAGUGACUCUGCAGCUAAUGCAUAGUUCACACACCCGAGUCUCUGUAAGUCGCCUUGGAUAAAGGCGUCUGCUAAAUAAACAAAUAAUAAUAAUAUUCUUGUAGUUUUGCAAGGGCAGUGACAGCCUGUGGAGGUUUUAACUGAUUCUUCAAUAUAAUACAAGUUCAAUACAAGACAGUUCAGUUCAGCCUUGUCUGCUGAUAGUACAGGGGUUCUACGAGGAGUGAGGCUGUAGUCUUAUCACAUCACACCCCAAUUGUACAAUCAUGCUUUUUGGUUUUUAUUUAAUUUAGGCGAUAAUUGGAAGUAGUAAAUUGACCCUUUAUUUAUUCACCUGCAGCUUUUUAAACAUAUAUAAUAUGGGAAGUAUUCAGAGGUUGUUUUAUAUAUGAAAUUGGAUUUAGUACAUGCAGAAUUUUCAUUCACUUUGCUGAGAAGCAAAAAAUGUUGAGACACAGAAGACCUAAAAAAAAAAAAAAACUAAAAGAAAGCAAAUGUGACACCCCCCUAAUGAAUAAAAACAAAAAGCAAACGGCAGCUAACCGAAAGAAAAAAGAAUCUGUUUCAUAUGGUUAAGAAGGAAUUAUUUUAUGCUGUCCAAUCUUUUUAGUUGUGUUUUGUAUAUUUGUAAUGACUCUAUGUGUGAAGGGGUAGGUUAUUCUCUAAUCAGUAGCUGCUACUCAGAUAAUUGCAUUUUCAAUAUUUAUGUACUGUGCUUUUACUACCAUUUAAGCAUUUUAGUUACCUGUCUAACAAAAUGGCUUUGGGCAGCACUUUAUUAUGUAUUAAGCAUGGUUGUGUGGCUUUUACUGGAAGCCACCUGGAUUCUCUAGAUAGCCUUAGAUCAGUUUGAUUUCACUAUUGUUACGUAACUUAUGAUGUUGUAAAUACUAUACCUUGUUUUGGAGGUUCAGAACUGUGUAACCAUCACUGUACUUGAAACACUGGAAAAGGUGCAGUAAUGGCAGAGUGAAGCAAACUCCAUUGCUCUUUUCUGAACCUUUUUUAUACACUAUGCUAUAACAUCAUAAACUGGCAGCCAGAAGAAAGAACAUUUAGAUUGAUACGAUCAUUUAGAAUCGUAAAUACAUGUGCUACAUUUAACUUGUGACUGAGCAAUUGCUUAUAUAAAUAUUUGCUUUUAUUGUGCUUUUCCAGGUUAAUGACUUCUGUAUCUCAAAGCAUACUUUUUAAGUAAGGACAAAGAGAUCACUGACUAAUUUAGAAAAAAGCAACUGCUCCACCAAAUACACGCGUCAUAAAAGGGAGGUUACAAAGUGUUUUGUUCUUGUGCGAUUUUAUUAGAUUAAAUGUAAAGUACAGUAAUUUAUUAGGCAUUUCUGUGGGGUUUUUUUGGAAGCUUAUUUUUUUAAAUUUUUAAAUUGAUUUAAUAAAUGUCAGAAGUUAAACCUGUAGGUUUGUUAUUUUAAAAGUUGCAUUGGCGUAUUCAAUAUUAUUUUAACAUGUUGGUACAUUCGUCAUAGUGAUUAAAUGAUUUAAUUGUCACUAUAUUUUUCAAAUGCAUUUUGAAAGUGAAUCAUAGGUACAGAUUAAGUCCAGUCAUUGCAGUGUGCCAAAGACGCUUCAUUUAUUAUUAUUAUUGUUUGGUUUAUGUACUUUAAUUUAGAAGUAACCGUCACAGCAGAUGAAUAUAAUAUUUAACUGAUCGAGCAUGGCAAACAUUGACAAAAAUAAAAUAAAAAGGGACAUAUUUUGAAGGUUACAUAAUCAGACUGUGCUAUUUAAAGGUGUUUUUUCAAGUGCAUCAAAUCAUUGUGACGCACCUAACGGAUUGUUAUCCUACUUUAUUUUUUAUCCUACAUUUUUGUGUAUUUCUUUUUGGUAUUUUAGUUUACAUAUUUAUUUUAUAUUGUUAUUUGUUCUUGGCGCUGCAGUGAAGUUCUGUUGAGGAAAGUGUUACUUGGUCCUCCUAGGCUUUUAAUAGAGUACUGCAGCCAAAAAAAAACAAACAAAACAGACAAGUUUCUAAGUUUGAAUGGCCAGUAGCUAAAUAUUUUUCUUUGAACAAGACAGACAGAGAGAAGCAUCUGAGACAGCCCCUGACUCCAUUACAGAAGUAGCCUUAUUAUGUUACAGUAGGUAAUGUAAGCACAUCUUGAGUGCCCCCUUCAAUGGUGCCUUUUUGUGUCUGCCCUGCAAGUGUGAAAGCUCCUUCAACCCAAGGCUACUCUGAGCAGUAGCCAUGGGAACAGUGAUCAGAUUGAAGCUGAAACCUGUUAAUCGGGAAUCUUGAUUUAAAUAGUAUUGGUAGCACUUGCAUGCUUUAUAUAUACAUGCUUUAAAUAUUACAUACAUGCACACACCAUAUGCACAUAACUAAACUAUAUUUAACAUUUUAGGGAAUGUUAUUUUAUGCUGAACAUCUUUGUAAAUGCCAGGCUCUUUGUUUGUGACUGCAACUGUUUGAUUGUCAAUAGAGUGGUCCAUUAACCCUUUAAGGGCCUAGCAUUUUAAACAGGAACACAGUUCCAGGGCCAGUUUCUUUUUUAGCAUGUUUUCUAUUGCUGCUGUUAGAAAUUACACAACAGCGCUGCUGCCUUUAGGGAUAAUUUGCUUUAUAUUGUCAGUACUUCAAUAAACUGUAUAUGUAAUGCUUUCAACCAGUUAGUCUUUUUGCUGUACAAAAUUAAACAUUUUGACUGGCCUUUGGACUGCUUUACCUAAAAUAACAUUAGGUAAAGUCAGUGAUAAUUGAAGUCAUUGUUAGUAGUUACUCUAAAUUUGCAUAACCAGAAUCUAAAAAAGGAAAUAAAAAAAGGAAAUAAAAUAAUAGAAAUUCCAUCCACACGUGCUUUAAUGUAUGAGCAGCCUCCAUGUAUCAUGUCAUCUGAUGGCAUAUGCUUUCAUAGUAUCCCUUUACUGUAUGUGACUUUGAGAUAAUGUCAUGUUUAUGUAAUUAUAUAAUUUAUUGAUGUAAUGGUUCAAAUUUCUGUAUAUCUGAAAUGAUAUUUAAUCCAAAGAAAUGUAGUGGUGUACUAAAUAAAGUGAAUUCUAUUUA
Molecule: messenger RNA, 5969 nt
Organism: Acipenser ruthenus (sterlet)
Lineage: Eukaryota; Metazoa; Chordata; Actinopteri; Acipenseriformes; Acipenseridae
Gene: lmbrd2b
Product: LMBR1 domain containing 2b
Exons: 19
Coding region: 293-2404 (703 amino acids)
Biological process (GO): adrenergic receptor signaling pathway
Cellular component (GO): membrane
Source: RefSeq, a predicted model, not a curated record